This is a messenger RNA of Dermatophagoides farinae (American house dust mite), 1366 nucleotides long. RefSeq names its product gastric triacylglycerol lipase-like. The record is from RefSeq and is a predicted model, not a curated record. Gene Ontology annotation, biological process: lipid metabolic process. Lineage: Eukaryota; Metazoa; Arthropoda; Arachnida; Sarcoptiformes; Pyroglyphidae. Gene Ontology annotation, molecular function: hydrolase activity, acting on ester bonds.
AAAAACAAUCUGGUGAAAUUUUAUUUUUAUUUCAUUUCAAUUUUCGAAUUCAUUCAUUCAUUCAUAAUGAUGAUUGCCUGGAAUUAUUCGAUAAUAGCCAUUUUGCUAACCAUAUUACUGGCUAUAACAAAUGGUCAAUCGAUGCAUGAAGAUGAUCCGGAUCAACAUCGAACACUUGUUGAAUUGAUUGAAUCACGUGGAUUUCAAGUAGAAGAACAUUCUAUUGAAACAAAUGAUGGUUACAUCUUGCUUGCACAUCGUAUUGUAUGGCCAAAAAAUAGCACGAUUAAUUCUCAAGAUUUGAAACCAGUGCUACUUCAACAUGGUCUCUUUGGUGCAUCAUCAGAUUUUUGUAUUAAUUCACCAUUUUUACGUACGAAACGUUCACUAUACGGUGAUACAAUGGCUUUUGCAUUGAUGAUGACCAAACGUUAUGAUGUAUGGUUGGGAAAUUCACGUGGUAAUCGUUAUUCACGUCGUCAUCGUACACGUUCACCAGCGAAUCGUGAUUUUUGGAAUUUUUCCUGGGAUCAGAUGGCCACCGAAGAUUUACCUGCAACCAUUGAAUAUAUUCGUAAUGCAACAGGACGUAAAACAUUAGCCUAUGUUGGAUAUUCACAAGGAACGGCCAUUAUGUUUGCAUUGUUGAGUCUACGUCCAGAAUAUGCUGAUAUUGUACAGCCAUUCAUUGCUUUAGCACCGAUAACAUUUGUGAAAAAUAUUCAAUCACCAAUGCGUUAUUUUUCUCCAAUGGAACCAUUGUUAAGAUUGAUUGGUGGUGAAUUCCUGCCAUCCAAUACUCUAAUCGAUAACUUGGUCGAUAGAUUUUGUGUUUAUCCAGAUAUCCGUCCACUUUGUGCCAAUUUAAUUUCUUUUGGUGGUUUUGAUAAGAAAAAUUUGAAUGAAACACGUAUCGGUGUCUAUUUACAUUUUACACCAUCAACAACAUCUACAUGGGAUAUAGCUCAUUGGGCUCAAUCGGUGAAUCGUGGUCGUUUUCAACGUUUCGAUUAUGGUUCAUCCGCACGUAAUCAACGCCAUUAUAAUCAAUCAACAGCGCCCGAUAUUCCAUUGGAAAAUAUUCCAACAAGUGCUAAAAUAGCUUUAUAUCAAGGACGUAAUGAUAUACUAUCGACUGAACCAAAUGUUGAACAUUUGAAGCAGAUUUUCAAAAAAUCUGGAGUCACUUUGAUUCGUGAUUUUAUUGUUUCGGAUCCAAAAUGGACACAUUUAGAUUUUGGUUUUGGUGAAAAUGCUGGAGUUUUAUUUAUAAAUGAUAUGAUUGAUACAUUGGAUAAAUAUGCUAAAUAAAUGAAUUUCCUGAUUGAAAAAUAACCAAAAUAAUAAUAAACUAUUUCCUUAUUUA